CAUACGUUUUGUAAAAAUAAUUCAGAGAGAUUAAACAUGACUUGUAUUGUUUUUCAGAAAAAAUCAAAGUAUACUGCCACAAGGCGGCUGCUCUUAAAAAGCAAAUUACUGAAGAAGGCCACAUCUAUGCUGGCAGCUGAGAAAGAGCAGAACAGACGAGAAAGGGACGAGACUCUUAAUGAGAGGGUUCCUCCUCUCAAACUAUCUGGUCUGUCUGCACAGGAGCUUCAGGAACUUUGCAAAGAGCUUCACCGCAAGAUUGAUGUCGUUGACGAGGCUCGAUACGACCUUGAAAUAAAAGUGGCUAAAAAUGAAAAAGAGAUCCAAUCCUUGACCCAGAAGAUUUGGGAAAUGAAGGGUACAAAGCAACGAACCAAACUGAAGAGGGUUAAGAAGUCACACGAUGCCAAGCUCGAUGCACUGACUGAAUCCAAAAUGUCAUCAAAGGCAGAUUUCAAAGCCAACCUGAAGACAGUAAAAAAAGAAGAAGAGAAGAAAGAAGAGGUGACUGACUGGCGUAAGAAUGUGGAGGCCAUGUCAGGAAUGGAGGGCAGGAAGAAGCUGUUUGAUGCCGGACAAUAAAAAAGUUACAAAGUAAACACAUUUACCCGUGCUGCUGUAAAAAAAAACAAGCAUUUCGAUUGAAAGUUGACGUUGUUUACUUCUCAAGAAAUCAAAGAAAUGUGAACCAAGAUGAGAAAGCUUCCAAAAUACAUGGUUUGAAGCAAGAAAAUCCAAGGCGUACAAAUUUGAUGUCAAUUAAACAACACAAAAACUGUUCAUAAUGUUCAUAGGGUUUAAGUGUUUUUGUAGGUGACCUUAGGACUUAGUGUGUCUUUACCAGUUGUUCUUUGCUGCAAUCUGUGGACAGUCUGUACAAAUGUGUUUAUACCUGAAACUAAAUGUGAUGCUUCUGUGUAUGAUGUUAAAUACAUAAUGUAUGCAUGAGAAUCAGACUGGAAAUGAAUUGUAUGCAAUAUUGUGAAAUAGUGCUGUUCAGGAACAAAAUAUGUCUCUAACACGCUGCUAGAAGUAAAAACUGCAAUGUAAUGGCAUUCCAAAAUUAAAUGACCCCAUGCGACAAAGAAAAACGUUGUGUCACCAUGCAGUUCCCUUGCAAAACAAACACUGUCCUUGAAAUGCAUUGCUGCACUUGGUUGUGCUCCUUGAAAGUGCAUGACUGGUUUUAAGUUACCACAUGCUGUGUGUAUAUUUACCCAAAUCAAAUGUAACGACAGUAUCGUUUAUUUGUAUUUCUCACUAUAUGGAAACCCUUUGGGAACCUACCAUUGUAUGAGUACAAAAUGUAAAGAAAUAACAAAUACCGUAAUUCAUAUGUUCAUGUUGUUCCAUAUUAAACUGCUGAUUGAAGUUA
Labeo rohita (rohu) is the source of this 1375-nucleotide messenger RNA. Its product is annotated as troponin I, slow skeletal muscle-like. Gene Ontology annotation, cellular component: troponin complex. NCBI's taxonomy places the organism in Eukaryota, Metazoa, Chordata, Actinopteri, Cypriniformes, Cyprinidae. Gene Ontology annotation, biological process: muscle contraction. The transcript has 5 exons. The record is from RefSeq and is a predicted model, not a curated record. Bases 37 to 582 code for a protein of 181 amino acids.